AAAAAUUAAUGUUAGUGUAGAAAUUUGUGUUUUCAGCAAUCACUAAAAACAAAUUGAUUAAAAAAUUGGCUUUUGUGUUUCGAAGCCGACAAUUUUUCUCUAAAAACAAGUAUAGAUGUUACACGGCUAUUGUUGUCUGAAAAGGGAUUUGCCGAACAAGUUGUUUUAUAACUUCAGACACAGGAAAAACAAUAAGAAUUUAUUUAUUUAUUUGUUUAUUUUGUGGGCGAACUGCUUGUAUGGAGGUUCCUACCUAAUCUAGUGAGUCCCUGACCUUUUCCGUGCUCAAUACAAGAUAACUAGACCCAAACAGACAAAUGCCCUAAAUCCCCCCUAUUUUCUGGUGAAGAUUUCUCGCUUGUCUAUCUAAUUGCACAAAAGAGGGAAAAGGUUUAUUCGCCUGUGAAAUUAAUUUAUGAGUUUUCCAAACAAAUCAACGCCAAUAAAGACAAGAGAAUGGAUUCGCAUAGUUUCAAUAUUCCGCCCCAAGUCCCCCAACAAACAGAUGAUAUCAUCAGCAUAGAUCGUAAGCCGUACGAGGCAGCAGCAGCUAGGGGCCAAAUUUCUGAAUUUGAACAACAUAAAGAUCGUCUUCACCGCUUACUGACUCGAGGUGGGAAUACAGUCCUCCAUAUCCAUUUCAAAAACAGAUUAUUACCUGCUGAAAAACCAAAAUCAGCCAACUUUGGGUUAGAGAUACUGUCUAAGAUGUUUCCUGCACUUAAUCAUAGCGAAGAAGACAUUGAUCCUGAAACAAAGUCAGCCAACUUUCUGAAAAAUAUCCUUGAGAUGUGUCCAACAUUGUUGACGCAACAGAACCGAAUCGGAGAAAAUCCACUGCACAUAGCAGCAAAAUACGGGGAUGUUUUUGCCGUGAAACUACUUCUUGAUCAAUGUGCAAAAGAUAAUAUUGGUAGUAGUGUUGAUCAUCAUGUAGACAGUGAAAGCGGUUUCUGUGGGGUCAGCAAGCAGAUGUUGUUGAGGAUGAAGAAUAACGCCGGAAACACAGCGUUGCAUGAGUCAAUAUUAAUGGGGCUUAAGCGUAACAUGUGGAGAGCUCCUAUUUACAUAUCUGUCAAGGGGCCCCAAAAAAAAUUAAGAAGAUUAUGAAGAAAUGGAUUAAAUUUUCAUAAAUAUUAUAAAAAUUUAAUCAAUUUCUCUUUGUGACCCAAAUUUUCUUUCCGCUAAUCAAAAACAAAAAUUUUACUACUUUUUCAAGUUUUUAAACCUUGCAUACAAUAAUUCAUUGAAAUAGUUAAACUACCUCACUGAAAGAAGCUGAAUGUUAGUUGGUUCCUUGGGUGAGUCUUUCAAAAUACAUAUUACUACAAUAAUUCAUUCUAAUAACACUAAAGAAAGACUCCUGGAGAUUUUUCGCGUUCUUUUUUUUUUUUUUUUCUUGA
Messenger RNA from Ziziphus jujuba (common jujube), 1403 nucleotides. RefSeq lists its product as uncharacterized. The transcript is spliced from 2 exons. Lineage: Eukaryota; Viridiplantae; Streptophyta; Magnoliopsida; Rosales; Rhamnaceae. Gene Ontology annotation, molecular function: protein binding. Bases 457 to 1110 code for a protein of 217 amino acids. The record is from RefSeq and is a predicted model, not a curated record.